This is a messenger RNA of Homarus americanus (American lobster), 723 nucleotides long. Its product is annotated as jerky protein homolog. The transcript has a single exon. The record is from RefSeq and is a predicted model, not a curated record. NCBI's taxonomy places the organism in Eukaryota, Metazoa, Arthropoda, Malacostraca, Decapoda, Nephropidae. Bases 1 to 723 code for a protein of 240 amino acids. Gene Ontology annotation, molecular function: DNA binding. Gene Ontology annotation, cellular component: nucleus.
AUGGAUAACAACUUCAAAGGUAUGAAACAGUUUCCAGUUAUUUACUGUGCUAACAAAAAGGGAUGGAUAACAACUGACAUUACAUUGAAUUGGUUCGAACAUUACUUUGUUCCAGCAGCAAGAGCGCUCAUUGUGACUGUUGGUUUGAAAAAAACUAAGAUAAUGCUGAUUUUAGAAAACUGCUCUGCACAUCCAAAAGCAGAACUCUUGGCGAAGAAUAAUAUUUACGGUAUCUACCUGCCACCUAACUGUACAUCAUUAAUUCAACCCCUGGACAAUGGCAUAUUACGGCUACUGAGUGCAUGUAACUCUGGCAAACCAGUAAAUGAAUUUAUGAAAGAAUGUUAUAUGAGAGAUGUGAUUUAUGGAGUUGCAAAUGCUUGGCAGUCAGUAGAAUCAUCAACAUUGAAAAACGGAUGGCAUUUGUGGCCAGCUUUAUUGUUCAGUUCUGCACCUGGUGAGGAAAUUGGAAAUGAAUUUACGGGAUUUAGGGUUUCAAGUCAAAAUCAGAUUGUACGUGAACUGCUUUCUUAUGCUCAAGAUCUCGGUAAUCCUACUGCGAAGGAAGCUGCAUCGAGGCUGGAUGCAGAUAACAUUAACGAGUGGAUGGGUGUUGAUGAUGAUGAAUCAACUGUUCAUCAUUAUACUGACGUUGAAAUUGUUCAGAUGGUUGUAAAUCCAAAGACAAACAGCAGUGGGGGAGAAAGUAAUGAUGAAAACUAG